Molecule: messenger RNA, 3186 nt
Organism: Chaetomium globosum CBS 148.51
Lineage: Eukaryota; Fungi; Ascomycota; Sordariomycetes; Sordariales; Chaetomiaceae
Exons: 3
Coding region: 1-3186 (1061 amino acids)
Biological process (GO): formation of cytoplasmic translation initiation complex; translation reinitiation
Cellular component (GO): multi-eIF complex; eukaryotic translation initiation factor 3 complex, eIF3m; eukaryotic translation initiation factor 3 complex, eIF3e
Molecular function (GO): mRNA binding; translation initiation factor activity
Source: RefSeq, a predicted model, not a curated record
AUGCCGCCCCCGCCGCAUCAAAAACCCGAAAAUGUCCUCAAGCGCGCCCACGAGCUCAUCGGGGUCAACCAGGCCCCGGCCGCCCUGACUCUGCUGCACGAGCAUAUCACGUCAAAGCGUUCCCGCAAUGUCCCCAUCGCCUCGCUGGAGCCGGUUAUGGUCCUGCUCGUUGAGCAGGCCGUUGAACAGAAGAAGGGGAAGCUCGCCAAAGACGCCCUUUACCAAUACAAGAAUAUCGCCCAGAAUACCAAUGUUGGGACAAUAGAGCUCGUUUUGAAGAAGUUCAUCGAGUUGGCGGCCGAGAAGGUCACGGCUGCUCAACAAAAGGCGGACGAGGUCCAAUCGAGCAUCGAGGCCACCACUGGGUCGUCCAGCGUCGAAGACCUCGAGGCCAGCGAGACCCCGGAAUCCAUUCUCCUGGCCACCGUUUCUGGGGAACAGUCUAAGGACCGGACUGACCGCGCGAUCGUUACCCCCUGGCUGAAGUUUUUGUGGGAGGCGUACCGGACCGUCCUGGACAUUCUGCGCAACAAUGCGCGCCUGGAGCUCCUGUACCAGAGCACUGCGAUGCAAGCGUUCGACUUCUGCCUCAAGUAUGCCCGCAAGACGGAAUUCCGCCGCCUUUGUGAGCUCCUCCGCAACCAUGUUCAGACCGCUGCCAAGUACUCGGCUCAGAUGCAUGCUAUCAACUUGAACGACCCGGACACCCUUCAGCGCCACCUCGAGACUCGCUUCCAACAGCUGAACGUGGCUGUGGAGUUGGAACUCUGGCAGGAGGCUUUCCGCAGCGUUGAGGAUAUCCAUACCUUGCUCAGCCUGAGCAAGCGCCCGGCCAAGAACAUCAUGAUGGCCAACUACUACGAGAAGCUCACCCGCAUUUUCCUUGUUGGCGAGAACUACUUAUUCCACGCUGCCGCUUGGUCGCGUUACUACAACCUUCUGCGGCAGUCCGCCGCCAUGCUCGCCACCGGCCAGAGCAAGAAGUCCGACAGCCCGCCCGUUAGUGAAGCCGACCUGCAAAAGGCUGCCACUUUCGUGGUCCUCUCGGCCUUGUCUAUCCCGGUCAUCAGCACAUCCCGUUCGCGCGGUGCUAUGGUCGACUUUGACGAGGCGCGCAAGAACAAGAAUUCGCGUCUGACCCACCUUCUCGGCCUGUCGCAAGCACCCACCCGCUCCUCGCUCUUCCGCGAUGUCCUGUCCAAGGCCCUUCUCCGCCGCGCCAGCCCCCAGAUCCGAGACCUGUACAACAUCCUCGAGGUCGACUUCCAUCCUCUCUCCAUCUGCCAAAAGAUUUCCCCUAUCCUCGCCCAGGUCGGCGCCGACGAAGAGAUGCAAAAGUACAUCCUUCCCCUGCAGCAGGUCAUUCUCACUCGCCUGUUCCAGCAGCUAUCCCAGGUGUACGAGACGGUCGAUCUUGAGUUCGUUCAGAGCCUCGCGCAAUUCCCUGAGCCGUUCCAGGUUACCCGCGGCACUAUCGAGAAGUUCAUCAUGAACGGCAAUAAGAAAGGUGACCUUGCCAUCCGCAUGGACCAUGCCACCGGCGUCCUGAGCUUUGACGUCGAUGUCUUCUCCUCGGCCAAGGCCGUCCACGCUGGCUCGGCAGCGGGCUCAGCUGAGAACGAGUCCGGCUCCGUUCAGCGUCUCCAGAGCACCCCGUCGCAGAUUGUCCGUUCGCAGCUCACUCGCCUGGCCGAGGUCCUCUACACAACGUGCCGGUACAUCGAUCCUUCAUUCAACGAGGCCCGGAUCAACGCCCGUGAUGCAGUUCUCGCGCGUGCCAAGGCUGGGGCUGAAAAGGAGCACCUUGAGAUCUUGUCGAGGAAGGAGGUGAUCCAGAAGCGCAAGGACAAGGCUUCGGAGAUCCAGGCCCAGAAGGAGAAGGAGCUUGCUCGCAAGAAGAUGCUCCAGGAGCAGGCCCUGCAGCAAGCCGAGGCUCAGCGGUUGGCUGAGGAGCAGAAGAUCCGGGAGCAGAAGCGGAUGGCCGCCGAGCGCGAAGAGAUCAAGAAGAAGGAAGUCGAGGGUAUGCUCAAGGAUAUGAAGCUCGACGACGUCGAGCUGGAGGAUCUGGACAACCUCGACAGCAAUAAGAUUCGCAUGAUCAAGUUGCAACAGCUCGAGCGGGAGAAGAACACCAUCGCCGAGAAGCUACGCGUCACUGGCAAGCGCCUCGACCAUCUGGAGCGUGCCUUCAGGAAGGAGGAAGCUAAGAAACUCCCCGAAGACUACGCCAAGCAGCGCGAACGUGAUAUUGCUGCCUACGAGCUGAUCAAGGCCCAGACGCUCAAGGAGGCGGAGUUGAAGCACAAGGAGGACGUGGAGUUGAAGCACCGUCUGACCCGUCUGAUGCCGUUUUACGAGUCCUUCCGGGCUGACCUGCACGAGCGCCGUCGCGACAUGUUCGAGAAGCGCCGCCGUGAUGCCGAGCGCGAGCUUGAGAAGCAGGUCACCCUCCGGCGGAAGGAGUACCGCGAGCGCAAGCUGCGCGAGAAGCGGGAGCGCGAAGAAAAGGAGCGCGCUCUCCGGGAAGCUGAGGAGCGUGCCGAGAGGGAGAAGGAGGAGGAGAAGCAGCGACAGGAGGCUCGCAAGGAGGAGCUGGCCAGGCUCAGGGAGGAGCGCGAAAAGGAGCGCGAACGGGCCAAGGAAGCGCAGGCUCGCCAGCAACAGCGCGAGGAGGAGGCCAUGGCCCGUCGCAGGGCCGAGAAGGCUGCCGCCGCGGCAGUACCUAUUCGGGAGCGCGAACCUUUCGCCGCUACCGGCUCCGGACCCCGCCUGCCACUUGCCGGGACUAAAUCCACCUGGAGAGAGCGCGAGGCGGCCAAGGCUGCUGGCGGUGGCGCGCCAUCAGAUUCUGGCCCACCUCCGGCACGGGCUGCCCCGCCCCCAAUCGAGCGCACCGACUCCAGAGACAGGCCCGCUGCUGGUCCUCCCCGUCUGGCUCUCGCUGGCAACAAACCCAGCUGGCGUGAGCGGGAGGCGGCUAAAAACGCCGCCGGAGGUGCCCCGCCCCCCGAACGUAGUGGCCCGCCCCCCAGGGUCGCGUCCGGCCGUGGUGAGCCGAUGGACCGGGCAGGCUCCGGCCGCGGCGGUGACCGGGAUGCCAGGGACAACAACGGUCCUGCACCGGAGCCGCUCAAGGCCUCGGGCGGGCCUGGUAAGUAUGUACCUAAGUUCCGCAGGGAGGGUUAA